GGCAUCACGUUUCCUGCCUGCGCAGGAACGCGCGAGCCACCGGUCAGGCGGCAGAAUACGGAACAGCGACACGAGCGUUGGACAAACGGCUAGCUCACGCGCUCAUGUCGUUAAGUUAUUUGAACCCGUCCGCUCGUGCGAGGCUAUAAAUAUGACCGCGUUUGCUCAAAAGUGCGCCACUGGAGGCUGAGACUGUUCUGCAGUGUGAGUGAAACUAAACGACACAAACACACGGCACGGUACAUCACCUCCUCCUCCUCCUCCUCCUUAUACAGUUCCUCGCCUCCGGUAUCGGGUAUCUCAAUGGCGGACCCCAAAGCACCAGCCCCGGGUAGGGUGGAGGAUGAGAAGACCGACCGUAUCAACGACGCAGAGCUGGCGCUGAAAGGAAUCAAUAUGCUGCUCAACAACGGAUUCAAGGAGAGCGACGAGCUCUUCAGGACGUACAGGAACCACAGUCCUUUGAUGAGUUUCGGGGCCAGUUUUGUGAGUUUUCUGAACGCCAUGAUGACCUUUGAAGAGGAGAAAAUGCAGACGGCCUUUGAGGACCUCAAAGCGACAGAGCGACUGUGUGAGAGUGAAAACACUGGUGUCAUUGAAACCAUUAAGAACAAGAUCAAGAGGAGCAUGGACUCUCAGAGGUCGGGGGUGGCUGCCGUGGACCGACUCCAGAGGCAGAUUAUCAUUGCAGACUGCCAGGUUUACCUUGCAGUGCUGUCUUUCAUCAAGCAAGAGCUGUCGUCGUACAUCAAAGGAGGCUGGAUCCUCCGUAAAGCCUGGAAGAUGUACAACAAAUGUUACAGCGACAUCACACAGCUGCAGGAGGGAAGCAGACGUAGAGCGUCUGAACAGCAAGCAACGCCACCUCCAUCUCUGUCCUCCUCCUCUGACCUGUCCCACCACAGCCGCUCCUCCUCGCCCGGGCCGAGCCCAUCCCACAGAGUGGACGGCGUCAGCCCCGAGGCUCUGGACCGGCUAAAAGGUUCGGUCAGCUUCGGUUACGGCCUCUUCCACCUCUGUAUCUCGAUGGUGCCGCCGCACCUCCUGAAGAUCGUCAACCUGCUGGGUUUCCCAGGCGACCGCCUUCAAGGCCUGUCAGCGCUCACAUACGCCAGUGAAAGUAAGGACAUGAAGGCCCCCUUAGCUACCCUGGCCCUCUUGUGGUACCACACAGUAGUGCAGCCCUUCUUCGCUCUAGACGGCGCAGACACACAGGCAGGACUCAUGGAAGCCAAAUCCAUCCUUCAACAAAGGGAGGCUAUCUAUCCAAACUCCUCCCUCUUCAUGUUUUUCAAAGGCAGAGUUCAACGCCUCGAGUGCCAGAUCACUAGUGCCUUGACGUCCUUCCGUGAUGCCUUAGAUCUGGCCUCUGACCAGAGGGAGAUUCAGCACGUGUGUUUAUAUGAAAUAGGUUGGUGUAGCAUGAUCGAGCUGAACUACAGAGAGGCCUACAAAGCUUUUGAGCGACUGAUGACUGAGUCUCGGUGGUCCCAGUGCUACUACGCCUAUUUAACUGGAGUGUGCCAGGGAGCCACGGGUGACCUGGAGGGAGCCGUCCACGUGUUCAAGGAUGUUCAAAGACUUUUCAAACGCAAGAACAAUCAGAUAGAGUUGUUCUCCAUGAAGAGGGCCGAGAAGCUAAGAAGCACCAGUCUGUCCAAAGAACUCUGCAUCCUGUCUGUGAUCGAGAUUCUUUAUCUGUGGAAAGCUCUGGCCAACUGCUCAACCGCCAAGCUGCAGACGAUGACACAAGUCCUCCAGGGAAUUGACGAUGCCUCAUGUGCAGGCCUGAAAAACCUGCUUCUUGGUGCCAUUAACAAAUGUCUUCAUAAUACCAAAGAUGCCAUUCAGUAUUUCCGUCUGGCUGCGAGGGAUGAGGUGGGUCGCCUGAGCAACUCUUAUGUGCAGCCCUACUCCUGCUAUGAACUGGGCUGUGUGCUGCUGAACACACCAGAGUCUGUAGCGAGGGGCAGAAUGCUAAUGCUUCAGGCCAAGGAGGACUACUCUGGCUACGACUUUGAAAACAGGCUCCAUGUUCGUAUCCAUUCAGCUUUCGCCUCGAUGAGAACUGAAGCUCAGCCUUGACAUUUUAUCUGCACCUCAGAAAGAACUGGAAGAAAUGUCUUUAUGAGAGCCACACCAUCAUUCUGGUCAUUAAUGCUACACUGUUCUAAUUUAUUUUCACAUUCUGAGCCAAUGUAUCAUUUUAAAACGUGUGCAAUAUACUGUAAAUGUUUUAUGGGAGAACAGUUACAAUAGGGGGAUUAUGUUACGUUAUUUGCUAUAAAUUAAUACAUUUGAAUUUUGUUGUUUACAUUAAUUCCAAAACUUGAUGCCAGUUAAAUCAGGUGAAAAUCUACGGACUCAUUUUGAAAAGAAUCACUAAUAUUGCUUCCACAGAGGGACAAUUUUGCCUCUCAUAUGGAGUCAAAUCAGGUCAAAUAGAGUAAUGGCACAUAUCAAGUAUUAAUGACAAAGUGACGACUUUGAGAAGCCAAUAUUCUUACCAUCUCUGUGUUGGUUGGUGAUUUUGACAUUUGUGCUGUAAAGGCUUUGCUAAUUCAUACACAUGAGUACAAACAGUUUUUUUUUUUUAGUGUAGUCCCUUUUUUAAGUACAGUUGUUUUUAAAUCAGUGUAAAUAUGUCUUGCACACAAGUUUUAAUAGAUAUGCCAACGUCAUGUUGUGCCACUAUGCACACACAGUGCUACUCUGCUGUAAACUGGUUCUCCUUUUUAUUGUUUGUUUAAGAUAAUUAAAAUGAAUAUUGUAAAA
Molecule: messenger RNA, 2775 nt
Organism: Larimichthys crocea (large yellow croaker)
Lineage: Eukaryota; Metazoa; Chordata; Actinopteri; Sciaenidae
Product: tetratricopeptide repeat protein 39C
Exons: 14
Coding region: 304-2085 (593 amino acids)
Biological process (GO): otolith morphogenesis; cilium assembly
Molecular function (GO): protein binding
Source: RefSeq, a predicted model, not a curated record